AUGGGUUUCGGAGAACGAAAAGCAUAUUUUCUUUCAAUACGACCAAAUCCAAAGUUUGCGACAUGGUUUGGAAAGAAGAAGCAUCUUCCAUCGCCAGACAGCAACAAAAACAAAAUAUUACUUCCAAUGGCACCAGUGCCCGUUCGCCAGCUACCUGAGAAAAGCCCACGUGAGGAAGAUGACGACGAUGACGACAGUCGUCGUUCAGUAAAAAAGGGAAUCAAUGCCAAGAAUCCAUUUAUAAAAGGAUGCCCUUUCUGGACAGUGGCAACUGGGUUAGUGGAUAAUGUCUGGAAGAUUGAUAACAGACGAUGA
Messenger RNA from Strongylus vulgaris, 315 nucleotides. The record is from the annotation of a GenBank genome assembly. NCBI's taxonomy places the organism in Eukaryota, Metazoa, Nematoda, Chromadorea, Rhabditida, Strongylidae.